AUGCCAGAGUAUUCGCGAGUGAUACUUGUGUGCAAGGACAUAUCGAUUAUCUGAAUUGCGACUGACCGCUGAAACGGAUUCUAGGGACGGUUUCACUAAAGCAUUUCUUUGAAAAUAAAUAGUAUUGUGAAAACAGAAACCAGUUAUUAUCGUUAUUUUAUUCUUCCAGAUUUUUUUUUUUCUUUCCUAUUCGUAAAUAGCUCAAGGGGCUACGCUCGCACAGGUAGGUAACCUGACAGAAUUUGCUAACACUAGCAGAAUUUUCUUAUUGCUGAUUGGGUUCACUCUCCUAACAAUCGUUCUCCAGAAAUAUCACUUUUAGUCGUUCCAGAUUAAUACUUUUACCACCUUUACAAUAUUUUUUUUGAUAUUCUCGUAUUCUUUCUUCUUCUCCAACGCUCGCUCAUUACUGAGGAUCGUGACUCCGUUUCAGCUUGUCGACCGCCAGCUUCCAUCGGCUCCGGUCAAUUGCCUGGUGUAAUGCAGCGCUAAGGUGAUCCGCUGGUUUGCCCGGAGAUCUGGUCGGACCAACGUUUGGGCCUAUUGGGCUUUCUCGUAUUAAUUCACAUUUUAAGCUAUAUCCAGUCUCGUGUCGCCUAACGCCAAACUUUGUAGUUUAAAAAAUAAAAUACUUUGUCACGGUAAAACAAAUAGCCUUUACGGAAACGGACCUUAAUGUUUGAUAAGGAGCUGUCGAUCGACAAUAUCUCCCGUGUAUCUAUCUGCCUACAUAAUUCCUGACGUUAUCACGUCUUCGAGAUACGGUGCUCUCGAUAAAAUUGAUGGUUUUACCAAUUUCUGUUUUAUUUUCUGAGUAGAUCGCAUCGGACGCAUUUUUGGUAGCGGUCAACAUGAACAAAGCCUUGUGGCUCCUGUGUUGCGCGGCGGCGCUGGUCGGGGCCUCCGCAUUCUCAAUAAACUUGAGACAGAACCCGGAGACGCUGUGCAUUGGCCAGGAGAACUUCCUGAGGAUAGCCAGCAUUGAAGAUUGUUUCCACUACUUCCAGUGCUAUGCUGGCCGCUCAUAUCUUAUGCGAUGUCCAGAAGAGACAUGGUUUAACGAGGCAGAACAGGUUUGCGACUGGUCGGACCUACCAGAGCGCUGUGCAAAAGUUGAACCAGAACCAGAACCAGAGCCGGAACCUGAACCUGAACCCGAACCAGAACCCGAGCCUGAACCUGAGCCGGAACCAGAACCGGAGAUAGAACCAGAACAAGAGCCUGAGCCAGAAUCUGAACCCGAACUCGAACCCAUUGAUUCUGAGGAGAACCAAGUAGAAGAACCAGCGCAGCCUAGUGAUGAAGUUGCUGAAAACGAUGAAGGGUCCGGAGAAGAAUGGCAGGAGGAUGCCGUUUGGCGUUUUGUUAAAUCUUCUCGCGUAAGACAGGAAGAAGUUGAACAAGAAGACGAUCAAGACGAUGAAGACGAAGAAGGCACUGAUACUGUGGAAAAUGAUAAUGAUGACAAUGAGGAGGAUGACGACGAGAAUGAGGAAGAGGAAGAAGCUGAAAAACGCUCGAAGAGAUCAUUGAGACAAGAAGAAACUGAGGGUGAUGAUGAGAAUGAGGAUGAUGAGGAUGAGGACGAGGAUGAGGAAGAAGUUGAAAAGCGCUCUAAGAGAUCAUUGAAACAAGAAGAAACCGAGGAUGAUGAUGAUGAUGAUGAUGAGGAGGAAGAUGAGGACGAGGAAGAAGUUGAAAAGCGCUCGAAGAGAUCAUUGAAACAAGAAGAAACCGAGGAUGAUGAUGAUGAUGAUGAUGAGGAGGGAGAUGAGGACGAGGAAGAAGUUGAAAAGCGCUCGAAGAGAUCAUUGAAACAAGAAGAAACUGAGGAUGAUGAUGAUGAUGAUGAUGAGGAGGAUGAAGACGAGGAUGAGGAAGAGGAAGAAGCUGAAAAGCGCUCGAAGAGAUCAUCGAGACAAGAAGAAACCGAGGGUGAUGAUGACGAUGAGGAUGAUGAGGACGAGGAUGAGGAAGAAGUUGAAAAGCGCUCUAAGAGAUCAUUGAAACAAGAAGAAACUGAGGUUAAUGAUGACGACGAUUAUGAUGACGAGGAUGGUGUCGAAGACGAGGACGAGGAAGAAGUUGAAAAGCGCUCUAAGAGAUCAUUGAGGCAAGAAGAAACUGAAGAUAAUGAUAACGAUGAGGAUGAUGAUGAUGAUGAGGAUGAUGUCGAAGCCGAGGACGAGGAAGAAGUUGAAAAGCGCUCUAAGAGAUCAUUGAGGCAAGAAGAAACUGAGGAUAAUGAUGACGAUGAGGAUGAGGAUGAUGAUGAUAAUGAGGAUGAUGUCAAUGACGAGGACGAGGAAGAAGUUGAAAAGCGCUCUAAGAGAUCAUUGAGGCAAGAAGAAACAGAAAACGAUGAUGAUGAUCAAGAAGAGAUUGAAGACGCAGAGGAAGAACUUGAAGCCGAAGAGGAAGAAUUAAAAGAAAAGAGCUUCAUUAAGAGGUUUUUUAAAUUUUUCGCUUGAACCGGAAUAUAGCAGUCAAAAGCAGUUCCAGUAGGAAUGCCAACUUGAUUUGCUGAGUGAAUAAGUAAUUAAUUUAAUUUAUUAAUUUAGAUGUUAGGAUCACUUUGUGCAAUUUUGUAAAUAUACUGUAAUCAGUACGUA
Molecule: messenger RNA, 2612 nt
Organism: Bombyx mori (domestic silkworm)
Lineage: Eukaryota; Metazoa; Arthropoda; Insecta; Lepidoptera; Bombycidae
Exons: 3
Coding region: 852-2471 (539 amino acids)
Cellular component (GO): extracellular region
Molecular function (GO): chitin binding
Source: RefSeq, a predicted model, not a curated record